GCAGUGUGCUGCCCCGCGUGUGAUGUCGAUUGUCGACAGUUACUAUCUUCCUUACUAUGCCCCAGUGUUCGCGUUCGAAAGCGAAAACUCCAAGGAAAUAUGGGCAGAGACUGUGAAAGAGAUCCGGCGGGAUUUGUCGCUAGCUUUACGGUUGCCGCACAAGGAAUUCUGGACACUUGCCGCCGGAAAUGCGAGUUUUGUUCCGUGUUUGGAGUCGUACCUUCGUUCCGCACGUCGUCCCUACGACAUUUGGGAACUCGAUCUGGACGGUGAGACGAACGCAUCGCUGCAGGCCAUUCAUCGGCUCGUUUUCGGCAUUUUUGCGCGUUUCGCGGAAUUUCGGAGCUGCGAAAUCAGCGGGAAAACGAGCGAGGACCUGUUGGUCUUCUUGGUGAAGCGACGCGUGUUUGAUCCGUCGAAUAUCCUCGAUCUCUGCACCGUCUACUCCAAUGGCAGCAGUGCUGGGGCCGUGCAUCGUCUCAUCCGACUCCUUUUGAGGGAAUCUGCAUUUGCACUUCCGCUGCUCAAGGUACUU
This is a messenger RNA of Notodromas monacha, 535 nucleotides long. The record is from the annotation of a GenBank genome assembly. NCBI's taxonomy places the organism in Eukaryota, Metazoa, Arthropoda, Ostracoda, Podocopida, Cyprididae.